CGCCGCGAUGCAAAUAUGUGGGCCCGCCAGAAUAUCGGAAUUGGCUUUUUGUGGAAACGCCGUGGAAGCUCCGAGCUGCUGUACACUGUGUGGUUUUCUGCCUGUUGGCUGCUGCUUGUUGUAGAUUGUUGGGUAGCCCCUGGCACUUGGCGCUUCUAUUGCUGUGGUGACGUCGGAAGACACGUGUAGAUAUCAGGAUAUGUGUGAUAGCUCGAUGGGAGUACUUCUGUAAGAGCCCUUUGAUUACGUUCCUCUUGUAUGAUGUGCCGUCGAUUAAGGAACACUUGUACACUACAUGAAUAUUAUUAACUACCCAGUUUCCUUUUGUUCUAUUGAAGUGUCUUUGUUGAAGAAAUUGAGUGGGUACUGAAUUUAUGAAAAGUUUGCCAAUGUGUAUGACUGAGGACACACUCAAACUCGGACCACAAACAAUAAUUGUUGGACUUUCAUCUGUCUGCGAAUAAUAUGAGAUUUACUGUAAGCCCUUGAUUUCCUCAGGAUUAUUACGUACUGAUGGAUUGCUUUUUGCCACUGAAAUAUGUUAUGAUGAUUUGAUGAUUUACUGUUUGCCUGUGGUACAAUUCGUAACAUGUUCACGGAUUACUGUGUUCCUUGAGAUUGUGUCGUGAGAUUGUGAAGGAUUGCGAUCUGUUGGUGGAUAUCAGCGCACUGUUGUGAUCAAACGUGUUGAAUAUUGUUGCUUUUGGUGCCCUUUCUGGGUAGAUUUUUCUGAAUGGUUUAUCUAUCGUGAUUUUCACCAAUGGAUUUCCCGAAGGCCGGCCGUGACUGUGGCCGUGUGUCAGUACUGUCUCGGUAUAUCAUGUGCACGUACAGUGGCGGCGGCAGCUGUGAACCUGACUGUUGUAGUUCGUGUCCCAAGGACGACACCACCUGUCGCCACCUGCUGCGCCUCUCCAUCAGCCAAAGUGUGUUCGAUCGUACUGCUUGUGUGCCCGCAGGAUAUUAAACCAUACCCUACCCCACCCCCUCCCAUCCCUUCCCCAUUUUUCUCAACCAUCAGCACCAUUACCACUCUCACCACCACUACUCUGCCCCAUUUUACCUCUAUACUUUCCCUGCCCGUAUCCCUAUAUUGAUAUAAUACUGCCCCAUUAGGUCUACCCUCCAACUGACCUUUUUGUGUCUAGUAGGGAGGUAGAGUCAUAGACAAACUGAAACCAACAUCUCAUGGUCAGUCCAUCUGUCCACGACUCAACACCCUUCCCCCUCCUCCGCCCCCUUUCAGCUCUCGGUAACACCGCUUGUCUAGUCUGACCACUCCCUCUAUUCCUCCCACCAUCUCACAUCCAGUUGGUUAGACCCCACUAUUAUCAUUACACCCCAACAUGUCUCAAAGGCUUGCAGACGUGACAGACUCACUCAUUCUGAAUGCGCCCGGCCCAAAACAACAACAACAACAGCAACAAGAACAGCAACAAGAACAACAGCCCAAUCAGCAAACACAGCAACAACCACAACAACAACAAAAAUCUGCUGCUGCUCAGCAUGUCAACAGAAGCGCGUCCUCCGGACAGCACCAUUCUCCUGUGAGACAACGGUUUCAGCAGCAGCAGCAGCAACGACAACAGCAACAGCAACCACCACACUCCCCGCCCCAGCAUGCUGCCCUGAGUGGAGUAGGGGGUGUGGCCACAGCUGACCGGAAGCCCGGCUCGCCCCCUACCGGUAUAGUGCAGGCCCGCGCGGCCGUGUUCAGCAAAGUGAAGCCAGAGGUACCCCCAAGGCGAUCCAGGUAAAAGCGUCAAAACUCCCUUGGUGGUCAAUGUCGUGUGCAUGCUUUCACGUGAAAUUUAUGCAGUCUUUGACUGCCAGAUAUUAAAAACAAUCACCCUUACCAACGAUCAGUUCCCACUUCUCUCUUACGUAUUUUUCUGUCAUAAUGGUAUUGUCCAAGAAGACCUCCUGUCUAAAACGAACUCUUCUUUCCUUGAAAAUUGGACAGGUUCGGCUAUACUUUGUUCUGUCCACCUAUCCAUAGAGAUCUACCUGUCGUGUCCCUGUACUUGCUAUCACUCCAGUAACCAAAAAGUUUUACCUGUCCUCUUAAUC
This is a messenger RNA of Aplysia californica (California sea hare), 2070 nucleotides long. RefSeq names its product alpha-protein kinase 1-like. The record is from RefSeq and is a predicted model, not a curated record. Bases 1347 to 1757 code for a protein of 136 amino acids. NCBI's taxonomy places the organism in Eukaryota, Metazoa, Mollusca, Gastropoda, Aplysiida, Aplysiidae. The transcript has 2 exons.